Messenger RNA from Dunckerocampus dactyliophorus (ringed pipefish), 983 nucleotides. Its product is annotated as low choriolytic enzyme-like. Gene Ontology annotation, molecular function: zinc ion binding; metalloendopeptidase activity. The transcript has 8 exons. Lineage: Eukaryota; Metazoa; Chordata; Actinopteri; Syngnathiformes; Syngnathidae. The coding region runs from base 53 to 916 and encodes 287 amino acids. The record is from RefSeq and is a predicted model, not a curated record. Gene Ontology annotation, biological process: proteolysis.
GAUAAAGUGCUUCUGUUGGUUUUUCACAGCUGCUUAAGUCCUAGAAGCAGUCAUGAUCUUCCACACAGCAGCCCUCAGCUUCCUCCUCUGCUCAGUCCACAGUUUCACCUUAAAGGGUUCUGAAAGGAUGGAGGGGCACUCGGGCAACACCAUUGCUGAUGAGGAAUCCAGCGUUUCCACAUUGUUAGAACGGGCGAACGUUAAUCUUGGAAUGAACCCAGACGAACCUCUCGUGAUGUUUGGCGACAUCGCAGUACCGAGUGGUCUGCAGAAUGCGGAUCCUUGCACACAACGAGGUUGCCUGUGGCCAAAAUCAGAUGACGGCAAUGUCUACGUGCCGUACAGCAUUUCCAGGCAAUACUCCUCUGGAGAGAGAGAUACUAUCAUCGAAGGCCUGCGGUCAUUUGCGGCAUCCACGUGCAUUCGAUUUACCCCCCUUAAUGGACAGAGAGACUUUGUGGACAUCCAGUCUCGUUCAGGGUGUUACUCGUUUGUUGGACGUCGCGGUCGUGGGCAAGUUGUGUCUUUGAGUCGCCAGGGUUGUGUUUUCCAACAGAUCAUCCAACACGAACUGCUCCACGCCCUGGGAUUCAAUCAUGAACAGACUCGAUCUGACAGGGACGAGCAUGUUCAAAUACGCCUCCAGAACGUCAUUCCUGGAAUGGAAAGCAAUUUCAGGAGGAUUAAUACAAGAAACCUUGGUACUCCCUAUGACUACAACUCUGUUAUGCACUAUGGAAGGUUUGCCUUCUCCAGGAACAGAAGAGCGACGAUUGUUCCCAUCCCUGACAACAAUGUAAGCAUUGGCAGGGCAACCAGAAUGAGUCCUAUUGACAUCCGUCGGGUGAACCUUCUUUACGGCUGCAGUUCAUAUCUUUUCCCAAACCCAGCAAGCGAGUCAGGCCGCCUUGCAUGAUUUGUUUUCGCUUCUUACAGCUCUCCUGCUCAUUUUUUCUUUCAUGUACCCACAGAUGAGUAAUAAA